This is a messenger RNA of Epinephelus moara (kelp grouper), 2934 nucleotides long. RefSeq names its product protein tyrosine phosphatase receptor type R (gene ptprr). The record is from RefSeq and is a predicted model, not a curated record. Gene Ontology annotation, biological process: protein dephosphorylation. Lineage: Eukaryota; Metazoa; Chordata; Actinopteri; Perciformes; Serranidae. The transcript is spliced from 16 exons. Gene Ontology annotation, molecular function: protein tyrosine phosphatase activity. Bases 321 to 2468 code for a protein of 715 amino acids.
ACACACCCCUCUCUGUCGUCCCUGAGCCAGAUGGAAACCUCUGCCUCUCCCGGUGCUGCCGCAGCUGCACAGCGGCUGCUCCUGCUGUAGCCAGGCCGCUGUAGGACACCGCAGGGCGGGGAAGCAUCGUCGCAGGGGGCCGGUGUUGUGGAGCGGAUCUCUGGAGCUCUGACAGCGUCUCCUCCUCCCUCAUGCUGCACGCUGCGGACCCGCAGAUAGAUGCACGGAAACACACACUUUUCCUUGAUGCGUAAUUGCAGCAGUGAGAGAAGCUGCAGGAGCCGAUUUAUUUCAGUGUGAGCUGCAGAAAAGGAGGAAGGAUGAGCCGCAGACGAGGGACAGGAGGACUCCUCUCCGUGUUCCUUUUCUUGUGUCUGCUGUGGACACAGCUGCUGGUCACAGAAUCGUCCUCCGGUGAUCACGAGCUUCGUCUCUUCCCUUCUCGUCGCUCCAGUCGUCUCCCUCCACCCCUUCACCCCCAGCACGACCUGAACUCACAACCUGAUGUGGACAGCCUUCCAGAGACCCACCCCCACCACCUCCACCACCACAACCACCACCAUCAUCAUCACCACCUCCACCACCAGCACCCUGCCAGGUUAGCCAAAGUGAUGCCCGCCGCCCUGCUGGAGUCUCGGUUUCGUCAUCAGCCUGGCGGCCAGCGAACCCUCGACCUUCUGGCACGACCACAUCACGAGGUGCAGCCGGAGCACGCUGUGGUGUCUGCACGCCAUCUGGUUACCGUGUACCUGGCUGUGGAUGUGAGGAGGCUGAACGUCAGUCUUCUUCGCUGGUUUCGGGAAGGCGUAGCGGCAGCGCUGGGCGUUCCUCCGGGACACGUGCACAUCAACCGGCUGAAUGAGAAGAAGAAUGGCAUCGAGCUCUUCGUGUCCUCUGAUAGGCUGGGGAUCUCCGAGCCCCGCCCCGCUGAAGAGGUCAUCCAGUCACUGAACGUCAGGGUCCUUCAUCGCCACCUGGGACACUUUGGCAUCACAGAGGUCUCCACUGAGAAGAACGUGCUGCAGGGCGAGCAGAGGGAUCACGUGUGGAGCAGAGAGGGUUUCUACGCCAUAGUCCUCUUCUUCACCGUCUUCGUCAUCGUCAUCACCUGCUUGAUGGUUUUGUACCGACUUAAGGAGAAGGUUCAGGUUUCUGACAGACAGUUGAAAGCCCCGCCCCCUGAUGUCCACCUGACCCCGACUGUCCAAUCAGACUCUGCCCAGAAGUCAAAGGGCGCCAAGGUUGUGACGUCAGGAAGUAUGGUCCAAGCUCAGCUCCCUCCAGCUGUAGCCACGCCCAUUCCCCAGCCGCCGCCAAUCGUACCCUGCCGCCGCCUCGCUCCUCCUGUCGUCCCUCUGCCCAGCUCCGCCCCCGUCCCCAUUGUCAGCAGUAACAACCACGCCCCCCUGGCCAGCGUUGCCCCGGUGACAGCCACUAACGAGCUAAAGCCCUGCCCCUCCCCCUUCAGGAUGAAACCUGCCGCAGGACUGCAAGAAAGACGCGGCUCUAACGUCUCUCUGGUGUUGGACAUGUCGGCUCUCGGCUCUGUGGAGCCACUCAACGUUGCCGUGGUAACCCCCAGGGAGGCGGCGGCCAGGGAGUACCUGCUGUCAGCUGGCCGGCCUCUGACGCGACAGCAGCUCCGCGACGUCGUCAUCAACACACACAAGCUGCACGCCGAGUUCGCUGAAAUCCCCAUGAAUUUCAUCGAUCCCAAAGAGCUUGAUAUUCCAAACCACGGGACCAAGAACAGAUACAAGACCAUACUGCCCAAUCCUCAUUCCAGAGUGAUCCUGAAGUCAAAGAGCUGCAACGACUUGCUGAGCUCCUACAUCAACGCUAACUACAUACGGGGUUACCUAGGUGAAGAGAAGGCAUUCAUCGCCACCCAGGGUCCCAUGGUGAACACGGUGAACGACUUCUGGCAGAUGGCGUGGCAGGAGGAGGCACCCGUCAUCGUCAUGAUCACCAAACUGAAGGAGAAGAACGAGAAGUGUGUCCUGUACUGGCCGGAGAAGAGGGGAAUCUAUGGGAAGGUGGAGGUGUUGGUGAACAGCAUCAGAGAGUGUGAACACUACACCACUCGCAGCCUCACACUCAAGUGUGGCAAUCAAACCCGCGUGCUGCAGCAUUACUGGUACACAUCAUGGCCCGACCACAAAACCCCCGACUCCACGAUGCCGCUGCUGCAGCUGAUGACCGACGUUGAGACAGACAGACGGACGGCUGCCGUCAUUGGACCGGUCAUCGUCCACUGCAGCGCUGGGAUUGGCAGAACAGGCUGCUUUAUCGCCACGACGAUAGGCUGUCGACAGCUGCAGCUGGAGGGAGUGGUGGAUGUUCUGAGCAUCACCUGCCGACUGCGAGCUGACAGGGGAGGUAUGAUCCAGACAGGUGAGCAGUACGAGUUCGUCCAUCACGCCUUGAGCCUGUACGAGGCCCGCCUCUCUGCAGAAACCGGCCAAUGAGCUCACACCACCACCACAGGAGGCAUCGACUUAAACCUGGAAGUGCGCUAACAUAGCGAAGUCCUUAUAGCAGGUAUGAUCUCGGAGGUCUUUGAGUUUGAUGGACAACCAAUAAGGACUGUUGUGGGCGGGGCCUGCUGACGGAAAGAGGAAAGGUACAUUUCAGGAAAUGGAAUAUACCCCUUCUUCUUCUUCUCUGCUGUUUCUUCUUCGUGUGUUGUUGGCGAGCGAUUCUUCGGAGGAACUCGAAAGACUCACUUCACUUCUCUUAAACAACUGACUGUGGGAUCGUGUCGUUUUUAACUAACCAGACUGUCAUGUUACCUCUUUUCUGUCAUGGAGACGUAGAAAUAGUUCGACUGGAAUUGAUCGACAUUGUUCAAUAACACUGUUGUGUUUCUGUGUCUUAUAGGAUUUAAAAAUUAUUUUGUAACGUGGUGUUCUUAUGAGAAAGACUAUUGGAAAA